GGCAGAGAGAGCAGAAUGGAUGCCCCUCGGGGGGCUGGUGAGACUCUGGCAGAGAUGCAGGAGUCCUGGCUCCCACCCCCCUGCUCUCACCACUAGCCCUCACUCCCCUCGCAGAGCUGGGGACAGAACCCAGAGGCGCGGGACCCAGCUGUGCCCUGGCUGUUCUGUUUUGUGUAGGUCGCUGCCGCUUUGUGGCUGGUGCUGGUGGAGGAGCCGCGUGUUUGCUCUGCCCCGGGUCUCCUCCCUCCCCAAACCCAGCCCAGUGCCGGGGCUGGGCCGGAGCUCGUCAGGCAGGGUGAGUCACUCCCGCACCGGGGGUGCGUGUCAGGGAGCCGAGGCAGCCGGCAGCCCUGGAGGAGCCCGUCACCGCCGCGCGGGGCGGGGGGCGCAGCGGGAUCCCCCGGAUCGCGCCCCGCUGAGCCCCGGGGAGGCAGCAGGCUGGACAGUGGGAACGGAGAGCUGACAGGAUGAUCCCUGUAGCUGAGUUCAAGCAGUUUACGGACCAGCAACCGGCCUUCAAGGUGCUCAAGCCCUGGUGGGAUGUGCUGGCUGAAUACAUCACGGUGGCCAUGCUCAUGAUCGGGGUCUUUGGCUGCACCCUGCAGGUGACACAGGACAAAAUCAUCUGCCUUCCCAACCAUGCCCCUGCUGGUGCCCCACUCUCUGAUGAAACGUGCCAGAAUUUCGCCAGGAAGAGCCUCAACGCCUCGGAGCCAGACACACCCCUGUCCUCCCGGGAGAUGAGCGGCGUGCGCAACAACCUGGACAUCCAGCAGUACAGCUUCAUCAACCAGAUGUGCUACGAGACAGCCCUGCACUGGUACGCCAAGUACUUCCCCUACCUGGUGGUCAUCCACACCCUCAUCUUCAUGGUCUGUGCCAGCUUCUGGUUCAAGUUCCCCGGCACCAGCUCUAAGAUCGAGCACUUCAUCUCCAUCCUCGGCAAGUGCUUUGACUCACCCUGGACUACCCGGGCUCUCUCCGAGGUCUCUGGGGAGAACCAAGAAGGGACGAGCUCAAAGAAGGAAGACCGGCGGAGGAAGGGCAUCAAGGACGAAAUGCCUGAGCCCCACCUUGCUCUACAGCCCGUCCAGUCCAUCUCCGAGAAGAAGGUAGCGGAGACUCCUGCGGUCAGCCUGCUAGACAAGAAGGAAGGGGAGCAGGCCAAGGCUCUGUUUGAGAAGGUGAAGAAGUUCCGGCUGCACGUGGAGGAGGGAGACAUCCUCUAUACCAUGUACAUCCGCCAGACGGUUCUCAAGGUCUUCAAGUUCCUGAUCAUCACGGCCUACAAUGCCGCCCUGGUGCAGAACAUCCGCUUCAUCGUGCCCUGCAGCGUGGAGAUGGAGGACAUGACAGGCUAUGACCACUUCUGCUGCAACCACACCAAGGCUCACCUCUUCUCCAAGCUGGCCAUCUGCUACAUCUGCUUCUUGGGCGUCUACGGCCUCACCUGCCUAUACACGCUGUACUGGCUCUUCCACCGGCCCUUGAAAGAGUACUCCUUCCGCUAUGUGCGGGAGGAGACGGGCAUCAGCGACAUCCCCGACGUCAAGAAUGACUUUGCCUUCAUGCUUUAUCUGAUCGACGAGUAUGACUCCCUCUACUCCAAGCGCUUCGCUGUCUUCCUCUCCGAGGUCAGUGAAAGCAAGCUCAAGCAGCUCAACCUCAACCAUGAAUGGACGGAGGAGAAGCUGCGUCAGAAGCUGCAGCGGAAUGCCCUGGGACGCCUGGAGCUCCACCUCUUCAUGCUGUCCGGCUUGCCUGACACAGUCUUCGAGCUGACCGAGGUGGAGGCCCUGAAGCUGGAGAUGCUCAAGGAUGUGACUUUCCCACCACUGGUGGCCCAGCUUGUCCGCCUCCAGGAGCUCUCCCUGCUGAACUGCCCCGUCAAGCUGCCAUUUGCCUCCCUGGUCUUCCUGCGGGACCACCUCAAGGUGAUGCAGGCCACCUUUGAUGAGAUCAAGGAUGUGCCGCUGUGGGUCUACAGCCUGCGUGGGCUGGAAGAGCUUCACCUCUCUGGCCUCUUCAGCCAGGAACUGGGGAGGGCGUCCGGCUUGGAGAGCCUGCGGGAGCUGAAGAACCUCAAGGUGCUCUCGUUGCACAGCAACAUCUCCAAGGUGCCGCCCAGCGUGACUGACGUCUCAGCUCACCUGCAGCGCCUGUGCAUCCUCAACGACGGCACCAAGCUGGUGACGCUCAACAACCUCAAGAAGCUGGUCAAUGUGAGGGAGCUGGAGCUGGUCAACUGCAACCUGGAGCGCAUCCCCCAUGCCGUAUUCAGCCUGGUCAACCUGCAGGAGCUGGACCUGAAAGACAAUCAGCUACGCUCCAUCGAGGAGAUCCUUAGCUUCCAGCACUGCCGCAAGCUCGUCUGCCUUAAGCUCUGGAGCAACCACAUUGCCUAUAUCCCCGAGCACAUCCGCAAGCUCAAGGGCCUGGAGCAGCUCUACCUCAACCGCAACAAAAUAGAGACCCUGCCCUCCCAGCUCUUCCUCUGCACCAAGCUCCGCUGCCUCGACCUCUCCAACAACGGCAUCCAGGUUAUCCCCCCGGAGGUAGGUGUGCUCCAGAAUCUCCAGUACUUCGCCAUCUCCUCCAACUCGGUGGAGACCUUGCCCGAUGAGCUCUUCUUCUGCAAGAAGCUGAAGACUCUCAUGGUGGGACACAACAAGAUCUCCACCCUCUCCCACCGCCUGGGCAACCUCUCCUUGCUCAGCAAGCUGGAGUUGAAGGGGAACCGUCUGGAGGCCUUGCCGCCUCAGAUCGGGCGGUGCCAGGUGCUCAAGCGCAGCGGCUUGGUGGUAGAGAGCACCCUCUAUGAGACGCUGCCCACGGACAUCCGUGAGAGGCUGGAGAGUGAAUGAGAAGAGGGGACAGUCAGCAGCAGGGGCAGGCUCUUUGGUCACCUGCAGAAAGACUCUCCCGGAUGACUAGAGCUGGGAAGUGCCUGGUGUGUUCCUCUCCAGUGCACGUGUUGCUCCUAGGCCGGAGCUGCAAAGGCACCUGGGAGAUCUCCCACCAAGAGUCUUACCAAAGAAUCGUCCCCCCUGGCCAUGGCUAUGGAGGGGCUCAACUUUUCAUCCCAGUGCAAAUGUGGACAGUCAGUGAUCCUGUACGGCAGGAUUGUUGUACAGUCAGUGAUCCUCUGUGUCAGGGUUGCCAUGUUGUAUCCUGGAUUGCAGGGGAGAAAUGACUCUAUUUAUACUUAUUUUUAGUGUUAUUAACAAGCAACGUUUAUUGCUUUUAAAAAAGGGCAAUUUGUGUGUGUAAAUAGCUCAUGUUUUAACGUGCUAGAUCUCCGGCACACCUUGGUCACUGCCCCAUAAAAUAGACCCCAUCCCACAGUCUAUCCUACGAAUUUCCAGGCCAAUCUGAUGGGUAAUCUAGAGAGGAUGCAAAUGUGGGUGUUCGACUGAAAUUUUGCUGUGGCUUUAACCAUGGGAGAGUCUUUCCUCAUUCCACAGCUCCACCCACUCCACUGAUACAAAGGGAUGCCUUUUUGGCAUCAUUAGCCAGUGGAACUCAUUGUCACAAAAUGUCACUGAGGCCAAGAUCUCAUUAGGAUUGAAUUUCAUUAGUGUUUGGUCACGUCUCAAUUUCGGCAGCCCACACCCAUUGUGCUGUAACCACAUUCCCAAGGAAGGUUGCAGCUGGCUUUGUAGGUCAUCUGCCCUGGAGAGGGGAAGGAGUGUUACCGAGUUGAAGCAUCUAAUGGAUUUACAGUACCAAGAGAAGCUGGUUUUGCCACUAGGUGUGGUAUGUGCUUAUCAUACAAAUUUAGAUGGGUGGGUGUGGCUCCCAUUGACCCCUCCCCCUUUGGGUGUGGCUUCUCCUGCUGUGACAUGCCUCCUCCUUGCGGCAUGGUUUUCUCCACCAAUGACAUGGCUCUCAUGGGCUCCUCCCCUGAGUCCCACCUCUCUGUGGCUGGAUUCCAGAUGGGUCUUGAUUAGGGCACUGAUUUCCCCUGUGCUGCAUGUACCCGAGUCUGGAGCCCUUACUCAGGCAAAGGUCAUAGGAGGAUUUCAGGAUCGAGCCCUUAUUUUUAUAUUAAAGGAUGUACGGGGGGAGUGGCAAUCCAAACAGCUGUUAAUAGCAGGGGGCCUGAACCAGGGCCCUAGGUCUGUGCAGCUGGAGGGGAGAAGUUUGAAAUCUGACCUGUGCAAAUAGCCUUUAUCUCUGGACUGAGCUGGGUGCAGCACUCCAAGAAACCCCAGUCUGAGCAACGCCCCAGCCUCUUUGGCAGCUGCUCCCGGAACCGGGGGAACACUCCUAGGAACUCCAACAUUGGACCCUUCUUGCCCGGUAGCCAGCAGCACGGCACUCUGCACUUAUGGGAGAACCCCCAUCAGCUCUGUCCUGGAGCCAGAGGACAUAUGGGCCGGACCCGAUGUCAGUAUUAUCACAGUAACGGGUAAAGGCCCCAACAGAGCAGAGCCUCCAUUGUGCUGGCUGCUGCACAAACACCUCCCCCACGAUCGGGGCCCCCUGUGCCCCAGCCACUGCACAGACCCCUUCCCCAAGGGCACAACUGGGGCCCCCUGUCCAGGAUCAGAGGCUCCAUUGCAUCAAGCUCUGCACACACACACCUAGUGAGGGAGAGUCCCUGCUCCAACGAACGCAUGGUCAUAUGGACAAAGGGUGAGAGAGGAAACUGAGGCACGGGGAAGGGACUAACUUGCCCGAGGUCACACAGCAGAUCAGCAGCACAGCCAGGAAUUGAAGCCAGGUUUCCCGAAUUCGAGUCCAGUGCCUUAUUCACUAGGUUACACUGAGAGGCAUGGGCAAGGCUCUGUCCGAAAACCCGUGUUCUCUCUUUGUGAUCGCUCUGGCUAUACUUGGUGUAUCAGACCUUCCCCUCCCUGAGGCUGGUUGGUAUCUAAGCAAGGCUGCGUCUGGCAUGUAAACCCCCUGAACCCCACUGAUGGAAAUAGGGUGACCAGAUCACAACACUAAAAUAUCAGGACACAUUGAGGUGUGGUCAGCCUCGCCCACAGUCCACCCCCACUCCUCCCAGGCUCCGCCC
Mauremys mutica (yellowpond turtle) is the source of this 5023-nucleotide messenger RNA. Its product is annotated as volume-regulated anion channel subunit LRRC8E-like. Gene Ontology annotation, molecular function: protein binding. The transcript is spliced from 3 exons. The record is from RefSeq and is a predicted model, not a curated record. NCBI's taxonomy places the organism in Eukaryota, Metazoa, Chordata, Testudines, Geoemydidae. Bases 468 to 2864 code for a protein of 798 amino acids.